UGGGUCAGUCUCUUUGCAUGGUCAAGAUUUCUCAAAAGAAAUGAGGAAGGGAAGGAAGCAAAAUAGUAUCGGAUCUAACGUGACUGAAAAUCGAAAGGUAAAGAAACAAGAGCACGAGUCCCAGAAGAAGCAGAAGCUGGUGCAGAUCCACCGGGCUCUGAACAGUGACCCCGUGGACAUAGAGAGCCUGCGUAGGGCAGCUGUUAAAGAGGGUGGGCUGCUGACCGAUGAGAUCAGGAGGAAAGUCUGGCCCAAGCUGCUCAGUAUCAAUGUCUACAACCUGCCGGCCAAGCCAGCCAAAGAUGUCCGUGAAAGACACAAAGAUUACAACCAGGUGCUCAUGGAUGUCAGGAGGUCUAUGCGCCGCUUUCCCACAGGCAUGCGCGUGGAACAGAGGGAGGUGCUCCAGGAACAGCUCAUAGAUAUCAUCCUGGAUGUCCUGCGGAGGAACCCCCAGCUGCACUACUACCAAGGCUACCAUGACAUUGCCGUGACCUUCCUGCUGGUGGUGGGAGAGAGGAUGUCUAUAGCCAUGGUGGAGACUCUGUCCAAGCACCACCUCAGGGACUUCAUGGACCCCACCAUGGACAGCACUAAACACAUCCUGAAUUACCUGAUGCCCAUUCUGGAGCAGGUAGACCCAGAGCUGCACAGCUUCAUGCUGAGGGCAGAGGUGGGCACCAUCUUUGCGCUCAGCUGGCUGAUCACGUGGUACGGCCACGUGCUCUCCGAGUUCCGGCAUGUCCUCCGACUCUAUGACUUCUUCCUGGCUUCCCACCCCCUGAUGGCCAUUUACUUCGCUGCUGUGAUUGUCCUGCACCGGCAGGAGGACGUGCUGAGCUGUGACUGCGACAUGGCCAGCGUGCACCACCUGCUUUCCAGCAUCCCGCAGAACCUGCCCUAUGAGGAGCUCAUCGGCCGUGCUCAGGAGCUCUUCUCCCUGUACCCGCCUGCCCUACUAGCCCGCCGGGCUGCCCUGCAGUCCCGCCACAGCAUCACCCUUAACUGCUUCGAGGGCUUCCAGUUGGCCACCCUCCACCAGCGGCCAGACGCCAUCCUGCGUCAGCAGCUCCACCGGCCUGACCCCGCCCUGGCCCCGCCCCCUGAUGUGGCCACGCCUUCUGGGAGCAGCCCGCUGGUAAAGGCAGCCGUGUGGGGCAUCUCCGCCACCCUUGGAGCCGCUGCUCUCGCCGUGGCACAGACUGCCCUGGAGUGGGCGCCGGAGUUCCUGAUGCAGCUCUUCUGAACUACUCUGCCUUCCCCCCUCCCCCAAUGAUGGGGGAGGGGGGAGGGGCGUUUGUCCACACGGUAGCUAUUGUGGAACUCUCCUGUGCUGGUAUUGCUGGGGAGGGCGCGCGGGCCUCUUUUUGUGACGAUAAGCAUUUUGAGUGCUGGUCUGUCAGCAGGACGUUGGGGAAGUGUGCAAACUGCUGAUCAGCCUCUCUAACACAGAGCAGGGACUUAUUAAGUGUUUCCUAUUUUUUUUUUUCUUUUUUUUUUUGCCGCGAAAGCGAAAGACGGGAGACGCUGGAUAUGGUGUCGGAAACACGAGUGGUAAUGUGGUUUGUAGGGACUCCGAGUGACCCGGGGAAACUCGGUCAUGGCGUAGAGGAGGCUGGGGGGCAGUGAUGCUGCGGUGGGGGGCGUGUCCCUACAACUGGAUGGAGGGGGGGAGUCUCUGGCAAAGCUGUGUCCCCCCCACCGGAUUCAUCCUGUUUCCGUUACGGUGUCAGAAGACCUUCUGCUUUCGGAUGUUCUGUACACCCACACGAGAUCUGAAAGUUUACUGAUCUCUUCAGUACGCAUGUUAACGCUUUAGAGGUUGUGUACAGCCUCCCCCCAGGCCUGGAGAUCAGCGGGACGGGUAGUCCUAUGCCAGUUUCACAAGCACAAAACUUAUGUUAAUUAAAUGACUGGCAUGCCCCUCCCCCCACCCCACCCUUCCCAUUGGCCUGGGUGGAAUGACACCCCAGCUCUGCUCUCCGCGUUCGUUCGUUUUAAAAGUGCCACAAAUCGUUUUUGCUGUUGCCGAGCUUCAGGUGGCUGCCAUGUUUUUGACUCAUUGUUGUUAUUUAUUCCUGGAGGGAAAUCGCACCUAAAUAUUAAUUCAUGCCUGAUAUUCAUGACCCUCAGCUAAAUAUUCUAAUGUCUGCCAUCUUCUAGGAUGGGGCUGUAAAUUUUUAGUCUUCUGAAUGAUGUUGUUCUGCCUGUGUACCUCUAGUAAUCCCACAAAUGACGUGUGACCGCAGCCUGUAAGUAACUUUCCCCCAAAUGUGAAACAAGCGCCCCUCCUUUAGAUUUCCAGGCGUCUUAUUUGCAUGAGUGGUGGGAAGUGAAGGCGGAGCUUCUCGCUUCAGGGCCAGGCUUAUGAGGCCUGCUGGGUCCAUGCUAAAUCCAGCCAGGAUGGCGGUGUUCGGCGUACGCCUGCAGAAACGUGCAAGUUUCGAUUACCGUGGUCCAUGGAUUUAAACAGACACUCGCGGGGAAGCCGGUUACGGCUGCAGCUGUGUUCGGUUCAGCGUGCGGCUCCUUCCACUGGGAAUCGGCCCCGAUCCUCGAUUCUGGGGACCACAGGACCAAAGUCAGUAUGUCUGCCAGACGGUUUUCGCUCCCUCCGGAGCAGGAGCGCAAGAAAACUGCAGGAAGGUUGCAGUAAUUCUGUUUAGAGAUGAUGAUAAUUUAGGAGUAUUUAAAGUUUAUUAAUAUUUUAAAAAGUAAGGGAAUUAAGGAAAUCAUUUUUAAGAUUUUGUGGAUCUUUGUACUGAUCUCUCGCAGUCUGCAGGGAGGUACAUUUUAGGAGGAGAGUUUAGUGCAUCCAGCCUAUAACUGUAUGUAUGGGGGGUGUCACCACAGUGCAUGUGAUCCAUGGCAUAUUGCGAUGGAGGGGGGGGCUCCUUUGUGGGGACCAGAGCUCAGGGUGGGUCACAGCUACAGUGACGGCUCCUGAGGAUCCCCGCUGCUUUGGACAGCGGCGGCUGAGCGUCACCACCAGGUACCCAGUAAGUGCGAGCUGAUCUUUGGAUACCAGGCAGGGGCUCUCUGAUCCCGAGAGGAACAUUCCAGAAAGGAAGCUUUGGACUGUCACAGCGCCCACUGCUUUGUGCACUUCACACCAACAGUCUUGAGGUUCGAGUGGCGCCCAGUCGGCCGUCUCAGAGGCUGCACGGCUCCUUUGUGUCCCUUGUGUCAAACAUCUUGUGAUUUUUCUCAAAAGUGCCAGUAUGUAGCUCUAUGCUACCACACUAGCAGGGCCUUGGCCUCUCGGAAACGGUACCAGAUUGAUGUUUCGUUUAUUUUUGUACAUGUUAACGAAGAAUAAAUAAACUUUGAGAGGGAAAACCGAAAA
This is a messenger RNA of Brienomyrus brachyistius, 3346 nucleotides long. RefSeq lists its product as uncharacterized. NCBI's taxonomy places the organism in Eukaryota, Metazoa, Chordata, Actinopteri, Osteoglossiformes, Mormyridae. Gene Ontology annotation, cellular component: endoplasmic reticulum membrane. Bases 41 to 1246 code for a protein of 401 amino acids. The record is from RefSeq and is a predicted model, not a curated record. The transcript is spliced from 9 exons. Gene Ontology annotation, molecular function: GTPase activator activity. Gene Ontology annotation, biological process: positive regulation of GTPase activity; endoplasmic reticulum to Golgi vesicle-mediated transport.